This is a messenger RNA of Haliotis rubra (blacklip abalone), 1801 nucleotides long. RefSeq lists its product as uncharacterized. The coding region runs from base 158 to 1801 and encodes 547 amino acids. The record is from RefSeq and is a predicted model, not a curated record. Lineage: Eukaryota; Metazoa; Mollusca; Gastropoda; Lepetellida; Haliotidae. The transcript has 2 exons.
CGUUUCUCUUCAGCUGCUACGUCUAGUAGAGGAGUGUCAACGAGGUGGAAAAUUCAUCAAAAGUCUAGCAGACAAAAUCAAGGCUGAAAUACAGAAACUCCUGGAGGACACUGGCUCAGACCCACAAAUAAGACAGACAACUAAUUUGGUCCAGAACAUGAGUGGGGAGAUUUUGGAACACAACGACAGACUUUUUUGCAAUGAGUCGUCAGUGAAAGACACACGUAGAGAAGGGAAGACAAAUCUGCAAGAAAUCAUUGACUUAGCUGAGGACAAGUGGCAGUCACUGAGUGAGGAGGCAAAACUGAAACUUGACUCCUUGAUCAAGAACCUCUGGAACAUGACAGCCAGUGUAGGGAAACUUCUCUUCUAUGUUCUCCUGCUGUUGGAACUGAGAUAUGUGUUUGAUAUACUGAAUCCUGAAUCCUGUUACAUCUCCCUCAACAGAGGUAGACUCAAGUAUGCAUUUAAGAUGGCGUCGAUGUUGGCCUUAUGGUUGUCUCACGACGUUGAGACAAAUCCUGGGCCACAGUUCAAUGAGAGAACAUGCGUAGAGAUGUAUGUUCGUCGGUUAUCACUGGCUCUCAGAGACGACCUUGACACUGCUGGUUCCAUCUGGUCCAAGAAAAUUGCCCAAGCGGCUUACAACGCUGGAUUUUCAAGGAAUUUGAGAUGGAACAAUCCCUCGUCGGGGAAGAACAAAGACAGCUUGCCCAAGCUGAAAGAGAGGGCAAAGGAACUAAUCAGAGUGUUGUCCGAUAGGAACUGUCUCCCAUCAGAUUUGCCAGCUUUCACUGAUCUCGACCUACAAGAAACAUUAGACGGACUAAGGAAGUACCUUGAGGUAAAGCACUUCGAGACUGCUGCAGACGUUCUGCUCAAUGAGCCAGGCUUCACAACCUCACUCAAAGAAAAAAUUCGUCACUUGACAGGAUUAGCGCAGGAGGAAAUUUCAUAUUCUAAACAAAUGAUACAUAAUCCUCCUGGAAGACCACUAACAGUUCCCGAUAUCAACGAGUUUCAACAAUUAGCAGACCCACAGUGUCUGAACGACAGUGAAGGUGAUGGAACCACAUUACGACAAAAUGAGUCCAGCACCGACUGUCCUGUCAGUCCGAGACCACUAUCAACCAGCAUGGACACACAGAGGCACGAAGGGGACAACCGGGGCCUGACAAACAGAGUAUGUACACAGUCUGCCACCACAGACACACUGCAGGACGAAGCCAGAAGGGUAGCGGGGACUACAGGGAGUGACUUUGCAUGUAGGACGUCGGAUGAUAAUCAAGAAAACAUCAUGACAGCCACGCCGUGUACGCCAGAAACUGAUGUUUCACCGAGUCAUGAAGAACAAAGGGAUGUCAACAUCCCAUCUGACAUCUGUGUCGCCAUCCCAUCUGUGUCGCCAUCUGACGGUGAUUCAUUUGACAGAGCUGAUAGUGCUGAAGCCUCUCAUCCAAAUACAGAUGCAUCUGUAAAUGUACAUACACCACUCAUAAACACCCGUGACAUCACUGUCCCUGCAGAUACAUCUGAUGAGGCUUUACUGGCAGAUAUUAAACAAUUUCUUCUCAUAAACACCCGUGACAUCACUGUCCCUGCAGAUACACCUGAUGAGGUUAUACUGUCAGACUUGACAUCUGGACCAUCCCGUGUCUUGAACAGUAAUGAUGUAAAUACUUCACACAGACACACACCAAAUGCUGAUCGCUCCCCUUAUGGUGAGACACAGAGCGCUGUUCCUGCAGCAUAUGAUGGUGGCUGUGAAGACGAUGCUAGAAAUGCAUCUGAACCUCUAUAG